Molecule: messenger RNA, 3482 nt
Organism: Fimicolochytrium jonesii
Lineage: Eukaryota; Fungi; Chytridiomycota; Chytridiomycetes; Spizellomycetales; Powellomycetaceae
Product: acyltransferase-domain-containing protein
Exons: 10
Coding region: 260-3148 (962 amino acids)
Cellular component (GO): mitochondrial membrane
Source: RefSeq, a predicted model, not a curated record
CACUAACGUCGAUCGGCAUCCUUGCAACACUUGUGACUUUCGAGGCUUUUUUUCGGGCGUAGCCCACCGCCCAUCUUCAAGUCAGAACACAAAUAACUCUUAGUAGUCUCAGGCCCUUCCUCUCAGCCGAUAUAGCUGCAGACGACGAGGUGUUCUUUUCCAUCUAUCGCCGAUAUCUUUACGCGGCGGGUCAUUUCGGAAUUCUGUUCUCGGAAAGGCGAGGCUUGUAACGCAAGGGAGGGACGUACAUUUUUGCGCCAUGCCAUCGUCAACGGGGCCGCACAAAGAGGGUGUCCAAGGGGACGCAGAGUCCGCCGUGUUGUCGGAACUCCCGCAAAGCGAGCCGACGACCGGCACUCCCGAGAUGAGUGAGAGUACCAAUGUCGCGGGUACCGGCGUAGGAAGGUUUCGCUCCGAUCCCUUGGGAUUCAUGUUGCGUUUGACUUCCGAGUCUUCCGCGUUCUACACUGGAACGGGCUGGCGAGCAUAUCAGAACUACAUAGGAGCUCGAAUCUUCUACGAGAAGUACUCAGACGAGAUUCGCACCGGGCUGCUGACCUCCGAUAGUCUGGCAGAUGCUGUGAAAGCUGUCUCGUUAGCUCGGUAUCGACAGCUCCACUCGAGUUACGCGUCGAAGGACAAAUUGGCGAAGAAGACGCGAGGACCCCGGAGGGACAUUACCCUCGAGGAAGUGAUGGCGGAUACACAGCGGCGGUUGGUCCGAAUGAUGGAUGGGAUGGUUGCUAGCAUGAGCUCCAUACGAACCAUUCGAUUCGUCGCUUUCUUCAUCAACAGCAUGCUGGUUCGCAUGUACCAGCAGGGAAUCCAUAUCCGGGAGAAUGAGUUUGUAGAACUACAAAAAGUCGCACGCUAUGCGGAAAAGAACCGAAUUUCGCUCAUCUUUCUGCCAUCUCAUAAGAGCCACGUGGACUACCUUGUUUUGAGCUACAUCUUCUAUCGGCUAGGGAUAGCUCUACCACACAUCGCAGCCGGCGACAACCUCAACAUGCCUGUCGUUGGUCAGAUCUUGAAAGCUGGGGGCGCGUUCUUCAUAAGGCGGCAGUGGGGAGAUGAUAUGCUGUAUGGAGCGCUAAUGCGGGAGUACAUAGAGCUCCUGAUGCAACGUGGGCACAACAUCGAGGUUUUCAUCGAAGGCACGCGUAGCCGCAUUGGAAAAGUGCUGCAGCCAAAGUUUGGGAUCCUCAAAAUCAUGCUUGAUGCCGUCGCGAGCGGACGCGUGAAGGAUGCGAUCAUGGUGCCGAUGAGUAUCGGGUACGACAAAGUUAUUGAAACGGAAUCUUAUGUAAACGAGCUUCUGGGAACCCCAAAGGAGAAGGAGUCGUUGUCACAGCUCUUUGGCAACCUCAAUAUCUUGCAAUUCAAACUCGGGAGAAUCGAUAUCCGGUUCGCCAAGCCGUACUCAUUGAUGGACUACAUCAAGAGCCAGGAGGUUCGCCGAGGGUCCGAAUUUCACCCUCUGACCGUACCAAAGGACAGGACGCUGCUUUUGCAAUCGUUGGGUUUCCGGAUUCUGAGCGACAUCAACGCCGCAAGCGUUAUCAUGCCGACUGCGCUGGUGGGAACGGUGGUUCUGACUUUGCGUGGACGUGGAGUAGGAAGAGACGAGUUAAUACGGAAGGUGAACUGGCUGAAACGGGAGAUCCUAACGAAAUCCGGCCGCGUCGCCCACUUCGGUGAUAUGAGCACCGCAGCCAUUGUCGAACGUGCUGUGCAACAGAUGAGAGAUCUGAUUGGCCAGAGGACAGAUCUUCUCGAACCCGUCUACUACCCCCUGAAACGUUUUGAGCUCAGCUUUUACCGGAAUCAAGUCAUCCACCUCUUCCUGGCCGAGUCUAUCUUAUCCAUGGCCAUGUACGCCACCGUGAAGAACGGCGGUCCCGUACACAGUCAACGAAUCAUGUUGCGACCAUCGCUAGCCGAAGACGUAUCUUUCGUCUCGCAGCUCUUGAAAGCGGAGUUUAUUUACGGGCCGGGCGGUCUGGAUAGGAAUUUGGAAGACACCGUGUCCAAACUACACGCUGCGAACGUGAUAUCGAUUGAGGAGGAGCGUCUGGGCACCUCCGAGUCCGGCGCGGACGUGGCGCACUGGAUAUCUCUAAGCCCUGAGGAACGACGACUUGGCCGAGAGACAUUUGACUUUUAUUGCUUCCUCAUUUGGCCAUUCAUCGAGACGUACUGGCUUGCGGCUGUCAGCUUAUUCGCGAUAAUACCGGAGAACCCGCCAGCCAUUGACAAUAAGACACCCACAUUGGAAUGGGUCGACGAAAGAGUAUUCAUGAACAGGGCGCAGUAUCUGGGCAAAACCCUAUACUAUGAAGGCGACCUGUCCUACUUCGAGUCCAUCAACAAGGAAACCAUCAAAAACGCGCUCGCCCGGUUCAAAGACAUGGGUGUCGUACUCACCCACAAAAGCCCGCUGCCACCAUCAAAAACCGCACCGUACCUCGAUGUUUCCAUGCUGCCACCGAAGCGCGAUCCCCGACUGCCCGUCCCAUCUGGGACUGUCCCAGCCCCACCACCACAACCCGCGUCAGGCACAUCGAUCACAUGGAUAGCCAUCGCACCGGAAUACAUACCCCGUGAUAGACUGCCGCCAACGAUCGUAGCCUUCCAAGCUCGAGCGGCUGCUGAAGCGGCGUCGAUACUCGAAUCGGAUAAAGCGACGGUCAAUGCAAGCGCGGUAGACCUGUUCCAGGCAGGCACUGUGGCAGCUGUACCCGCAUUUCCAACCAGUAAGCUCCGACGACCACGCGAUCGCCGGCCUGGUCAAGUCCCGUCUGGCACAUCGGCGAUUCCGGAGGUGCAGAACACGGCAUCGGCGGCAACAUACCCGUUGACCCCUCCACCAGAGGAGGACAUUCAGGAUCCCUGGUCUGACAUUCACCCUGAAUCUGCCCUGUGGGAUUUCUGUGAACACAUCGGACGGUUUAGGAGGGAAGGGAAGAACAGGCGUGACACCGCAACAGUCGCCAUCCGAGUCCUUCGAUUGGCACGCCUGGCCGCGUUCUCAAUCGACAGGAUCAAGGGCAAAAGCAAAGGGAAAGUCAAGAAGCCCGCAGAUCCGCCAGCCGCAAUGUAUUACGGCGGUGAAACCGCGGCGGCCAGCAGUUCUCGACCGAAACUCUGAUUCCAUGUCUUACAACACACACUCGUCAUUGAGACAUACGUUCGAGCACAGCACACUGGUCAUUUUCUAUGCGCCUUGAAGAAAUAUUCCUGAGGGCCUAUACGGACUUUUUGGCGCAUCCAAAUUUCCUGUACAAAUUGUUCUUUUUGAUCAUUUGGGGGACGUAUCCACUCUUUUGCCACUUAGCUCGUUUUGACAUGGAUAAACUGCUACCCUUCCAACCCCUAUUGCCUUUUGUAACAAUUGUGUCAAGCCGAAAGACAGAACGUCUCAUAAAAAGAGGUCAAUUCACGUGAUCCGACAUGUGACCCGACGGUAGUCGACUGGGCCUUUG